CGAGACUUGAACCAAUUCAUUUCGUCAUUUGCGGUCCCCAAGCCAAACAACCAGAGCCCCAAAGCGUCCAUACACCUCCAAAUGGAUAUUUGACCUUCAUCGGUGGCUUCCCGAUUUUUGCUUUCAUAUCUUUGUGUGGCUACCAUUCAUCUCUCCUCACCCCAUCUUCAAGUUGUGCGCAUGGUUGACACGAGGCGGCAAAGUUCGAUGCACGUCACGGGCUGGCAUCGAUUCAGACUACAGAUAUCAAACCUGGGCUUGCUGGCUGUCCUGUUCUAGACCUUGGUGUUGAUUCGGUAUCAGCCGUUUUGUGCUGGCAUUUUUGGAUAUUGCGGGGUGUGGUCUUCGGCAGCGAACAAUCCUUCACCAUUCCGAGCUCUUUAGACAGUUGAAUAAUGCCGACCUAUUUGGAUAUUGAUAUUGUCGACAUUUGGCCACAAUGACACUGGACUUCCCGGUCAUCUUUCUGCUUCCCACCAAUCUCGGGGCGGACGAGCUCCACGAGUUGGAGGAACAAAUACCAACCCUCACUUAUGACAUCAAUGAGGCCGAAGUCAUCCUGGGAAACGUGCACCGGAAACAACGGGUCUUGUUCGAGCUUAGGAAACACAAACUUGUAACAGAAGAGAUAUCGACAACGGAGACAGACGAACCUACGUCUCCCAGCCCGAAGCGAAGGAGGUUCCAGACACCGGGUUCCGUUAUCACAGAAGACUCUGACACUGCCUCAGAUGGCGACUUUCAUCCUCUCCUAACCCAGUCAACUCAGUCGACUCUUAAAGCAACCCCCACAAAUGUCAAGGUGGUCAAGCUCGCCUGGUUUACCGAGUCUCUCAAAGCCGGGACAGUCCUCCCCAUACAAGACUAUACCUUAUACAGAGGCCGGAAACAGCAGAGCAAACCCGCCAAGCCGCAGCAAGCAUCACCAACAAAGGCCGCGAAUAUCAUCAAACGAGCCCUAGCAGACCCGAAGCCUUCUUCCCACGGCUCACGGCCUGGAUCUUCUCACAGCACUACCAGCCACGGUCGACGUGAUCACUUCAUCACCAAGGCCCCGGCAUUGCUUCAUAUGACCACUUCAGAACAUGAAGUAGAGCUGCCCCCCAUCCCUGCCUACCUGCACACCACCUAUGCAUGCCAGCGUCCUGCACCCACGCAUCCACCCAACGAACCCUUCAUCGAGGAGCUCAUGAAAAUCAGAACAGCCAGGACGCUACUAGGUGACAAGAUUGGAGUGCGCGCUUAUUCCAGCGCCAUAGCCGCUCUCAUCUCCUACCCCUACCCUCUCCAGAGCGCCUUCGAAGUAGCGAGACUACCAGGCUGCGGCCUCAAGAUCGCCCAGCUGUACCAAGAGUUCCGAGAACAAGGCGAGCUGCAGGAGGCCAAGGAAGAUGAGUCCGACCCCCGGCUGGCCGUCCUCAAGCUCUUCCACGAGAUCUGGGGCGUCGCCGAGACCACUGCCCGCGAGUUCUACAACAAAGGCUGGCGCGACCUCGACGACAUUGUUGAAUACGGCUGGGACACCCUGACGCGCGUCCAACAGAUUGGCGUCAAGUACUACGAUGAGUUCCAGCAGAAGAUAGCUCGGGCCGAGGUCGAGUCUAUCGCCAACAUCAUCCUCGAGCAUGCCAACAAGAUCCACCCGGGAUUUCAAAUGGUCAUCGUAGGCGGGUACCGCCGCGGCAAGCUGGCGAGCGGCGACGUGGACGUUGUCCUGAGUCACCCGGACAAGGCCGCAACCAGGGGUUUUGUUGAGCAGAUCGUAGUGGCACUGGAACAGUCAAACUACAUCACGCACACGCUGAUCCUGAGCACGGCCAAUACCGAGCGCGGGCAGGAGCCUGUGGCCUGGAAGGGGAACGAGAAGAAGAGCGGGACGGGGUUUGACACGUUGGAUAAGGCGCUCGUGGUGUGGCAGGAUCCGCACUGGACGACGGACGAGAAAAAGAAUCCGAUUCCGCACAGGAGGGUAGAUAUCAUCAUCAGUCCGUGGAAGACGGCCGGGUGUGCGGUGUUGGGUUGGACGAGCGGGACGACUUUUCAGAGGGAUCUGAGGAGGUAUUGCAAGAAGGAAAGGUCGCUCAAGUUUGAUAGCAGUGGGAUCCGGAGUAGGGCUGAUGGGACUUGGGUCGAUUUUGAGAGCGGGCCGAACGGUGAGCCGGCGCCGGAUAUGCUCACGGCGGAGAGACGGGUGUUUGAAGGGUUGGGACUGGAGUGGCGGCCGCCAGAGGAGAGGUGUACUGGUUGAUCGAAAUCGGGGAAACUAGAGCUGUUGAUACUGUAUACCUAACCUUCAACCUGGUUAUAUAAUGCUAUAAUUCAAGCAAAGGGGUCUUCUUUUGUAGGGCCGAAAUGAUGAUAUCCUUCUCACAGAUAUCGCUGUCUGGGAUGAUUGGUUGUGAGUUGUCUUUUCGGCGCUGUGCCGUAUCCGGGGGUCUGGAUGGCCUGGAAUCGCCUGCUUCCCGCUCAGUGUUCAGGGGAGGGGGAAAUGGAGUUAAGGUGGUUGCGGGUAAUAGGCGGUUAUGCAAAUCAUGAUGCUGUCUUUAGAUGCAUCGUUACCAUGUCAGACAUGUUGCCUUCAACUGUUUGGGUUGAUCUCGCAACUGAAGUAUCGGGGCGAGGUAUGAGUCCAUAAUUGACAAGACACAUUCAGAUGGGCACGCAUGAUCGGCGAUGAGAAGAGUGUACGAUUUUGAAGAA
Messenger RNA from Neurospora crassa OR74A, 2700 nucleotides. Its product is annotated as high-affinity nickel transporter. The transcript has a single exon. Gene Ontology annotation, biological process: double-strand break repair via nonhomologous end joining. Bases 440 to 2248 code for a protein of 602 amino acids. Gene Ontology annotation, molecular function: DNA-directed DNA polymerase activity; DNA binding. Lineage: Eukaryota; Fungi; Ascomycota; Sordariomycetes; Sordariales; Sordariaceae. Gene Ontology annotation, cellular component: nucleus. The record is from RefSeq and is a predicted model, not a curated record.